Molecule: messenger RNA, 726 nt
Organism: Topomyia yanbarensis
Lineage: Eukaryota; Metazoa; Arthropoda; Insecta; Diptera; Culicidae
Exons: 3
Coding region: 1-726 (241 amino acids)
Source: RefSeq, a predicted model, not a curated record
AUGGCCCGUUGGUAUCCGAUUCCGCAAGUUCGAAGAUUCAAGGGGUUUUGGAAUCCCACCCCUCCUCAACCGAUAGCAGAAACACCGAAGGCAGCAAAAUGGAUAUUCGACGAUGAUCUCAAAUGUUACCUGCCUGAAAAUGCCACAACCGAACAAGAGAUAGCUAUCACGGAAACGAUAGUCGCUGGGGGACUGUGUCAAAUCAACUCGCUCACUAACGCAAAUGGACGGACGUUCGAUCUGGCAUUCGUGAACUACGACGAUUUAGUCGAACUUCUCGAGCCUCCGACCUCUAUACUCAAAGUGGACGCUCACCAUAAACCCUUCGUGCUGAGGUUUAACAUGCAAGUUGAAACAGAAGACGCUUUUGCCGAAUCCGUCGACGGUCUCAAUUUUGACUUCAAUCGCUGCAAUUUUGAAGAAGUGUCUGCGGCCUUCGAUGCUGUUGACUGGUUCGAUCUGUUAAGUGGAAACGAUCUGGAUCAUGCUGUCGCGGUGUUCUACGGAACUCUAUACGAGAUACUAUGCCGCAUAGUUCCUAAGAAACGUGUCAACAGAAAGACGGACUACAAAUAUCCGUGGUGGAAUUCCGAGCUUCGUCGUCUACGCAACAUUUUCCGAAAACAUCGUCAUUCCGUCAUAAGACCGACGAAAACAAAGCUGUUCUUCGCCGAACCGAACUUCAAUACCAAACAGCCCGGAAUAGUGCAUUCGGCGAGUAUAUAA